Messenger RNA from Quercus lobata, 609 nucleotides. RefSeq lists its product as uncharacterized. The coding region runs from base 1 to 609 and encodes 202 amino acids. The record is from RefSeq and is a predicted model, not a curated record. The transcript has 2 exons. Lineage: Eukaryota; Viridiplantae; Streptophyta; Magnoliopsida; Fagales; Fagaceae.
AUGGUAGAGGUGGUGCAACUUGCUAACACAAAGCAAGAGAUUCAUGUGGAAGUGAAGGUACACUCCUCUAACCAAUCUUGGAUAUUCUCUGUUAUAUAUGCUAGUCCUAGGAGUGCAGAAAGAUGUAUUCUCUGGGAAAAUCUAGCUAAGGUUUUUGAGUUACAUAAUAAGCCUUGGGUGAUAGCUGGAGAUUUCAAUGAAUCGCUUGCAGAAGAGGAUAAAUUUGGGGGCAGGUUCUUUAUGAACUCUAGCUGGUGUUUGCUCUACCCAGAUGCCAUAGCAACUCAUCUAACAAGAUGUCAUUCAGACCAUUGCCCUAUACUUAAGGAAACCAAUCCUAGAAGACCCACUCAAUUGAGUAGACCCUUAAGAUUUCAAAGUUUUUGGCUCUCUGACCCCUCCUUUCCAAACGUGGCUAACCAGGCUUGGAGACAAUCAAGGAAGCUUUCAAAAGCUAUGGAAGCUUUCUCCAAAGAAGCUAUAGUAUGGAACAAAAACCACUUCAGAAAUAUCUUUGGCAAAAAGAGAAGAAUUAUGGCUCAGUUAAGGGGUAUUCAAAUGGCUAUGGCCUCCAAUCCCUCCUCCUCCCUAAUCAUUCUUGAGAAUUAA